CCGCUAGAGCUUGUGUUUUCAGGCCACAGUGACCAUGUCUGGCCGGGGAAAGGGUGGGAAGGGCUUAGGUAAAGGUGGUGCUAAGCGCCACCGCAAGGUCUUGAGGGACAAUAUCCAAGGGAUCACCAAGCCAGCGAUUCGGCGCCUUGCCCGGCGUGGAGGAGUGAAGCGGAUUUCCGGCCUAAUUUACGAGGAGACCCGGGGUGUGCUGAAGGUGUUCCUGGAGAACGUCAUCCGGGACGCGGUCACCUACACCGAGCACGCCAAGCGCAAGACGGUCACUGCCAUGGACGUGGUGUACGCGCUCAAGCGACAAGGACGCACCCUGUACGGCUUCGGAGGCUGAACUGCCGCUUGCUAGUUACUCGUGUAACAACCCAAAGGCCCUUUUUAGGGCCAACCAUAUAGUCUUCAGAGGCGCUGGGCACUUGUGCGAAGAAUAAGGUCUUGUCUUUCAGUGAUGACAUCGUGAAGAUACAGAUGCAAAGACAAAUAUGAUCCUUCUGUAAAAGCUGAAAAAGACUGUAAUCUUAACGUUGUGAAAGCAAGUCUUCAAGAAACAUAAUUCAGGUAUGUGACUCUCCUGUUAGGGUCAAAGGAUGCAAGACUUGCCCCCUAAGAGCUUAUCAGAAUGGGGGAGAAAAAUAACACAUACAUGCACACUUACAUAAAUGGCUGAACAGCUCAUGGUAGCACAUACUCAGUAUGAUGAGAGAAAUGCAGACAAUAAUUAUAGAGUCCUAGGUCUACAGAAGUCAUUGGCUGCUGGGAAGCAGAAAAGCUUGGCUGUGGAGGUGGGCUUGUGUCAGGCUUUGAAGAAAGAGCAGAAUGCCUGGCACCUACUGAGAUACACAGUAAAGGAAGAGGGGAGAAGGGCAGGAGGACCAAGGAGGGAGUUGCAAGAAUAACAUUUGUGAAGACGUCCAGGUGAGAAAUAAAUAAGAGGACUCAACGUUCCAGAUGUUUCAUUUUCCCUUUAAAUUAAAGCCUCAGCUGCAACUGGCAGCAUUUCUAUUUCAAAAAUCACUGCUUUUUGUUUUUUAACUUUAAAGGCAACGCCAACUGAAUAUAAUCUGUUCCUUACUGAGAUAACUCUGGAGAAGGAGAUGACAAAAGUUGGAAGGGAAAUCAAAUAAUAAAGGAAGGGGGUUGGGGAAACAUGUGCAGUCCAGUGUCUAAACUAGUGGUUCUCAAAGUAUGGUCUCUAAUCUAGAAGCAUCAGAUCACCUGGGAACUUGUUAGACAUGCAAACUCUUGGGCCACCGCAGGCCUCUUGAAUGAGAAACUCUCGGGGCUGAGACUUAGCAAUUUGUAGUUUAACAUAACCUCCAGGUGAUUCGGAUCCAUAUUAAAGUUUGAGGACCACUGGCCUAAGUAACAGUUUUUCUUUAAAUGAAACAAAAUUAUUCAGAAGCUGAAUAUAUAUAUUGUCCUAAUUUGUUUACCAUAAUGUUAAAUUUUGCUUUCUUUGAUGGAAAAGAAAAACGUUAGAUGAAUCACCCUAAUAAAUUUUCUCUAAGAUAAAAAUAUUGCAAGAAGGAAAAGGAUGAAACAGCUUACUUCCUCAAAGCGUUUGGGGCAAACAUAAAAGACGUAUUAUGACUGAAAAAUGCAGUCAACUUGUUUUGCUAAAUAUUCUGGGUUUGUAUCUUUAAUAGUAUAGAAUUUCGUGAUCAAUGGAUGUGUUUCCUAAAUUUCUCUAAGAUCUUGUCCUUUACCCAUCAAUUAUACAUCUUCUUUACAGUGAUUUUAAUACUGAUCCUCGGUCCUAUCUUGUCUACUCCACUAAAUAGUAUUAUGGUAUUGUGUAAAUGGAUCCUAUGUUAGUUGUGUCCAGCCUCUGAAUAUGGCCAGAUUAUGGAAUAUGCCUUAUGCAUCUUUUUGCAUUAAUAAAUGACUUUUUUGAUGUUAUUAUUCUUAACCCUCUGUAACAGUAAUGAAUAUAAUGCGAUUUUAUCUCUGAUCUGCUAACAAAAUAACUUCCUUCUCACUUCCAACCCUGAGUGGGUUAGGUGCUCUCUGUAAGCCAGCCCUGGCUGCCAUCUCUCCCCUCCCUGGGGGAAUUCAGGACUUCCAUUGGAAUACAUGUAAAUGAUUAUAGAAUCCAAUCUGUGGGUCCAAUUCCACUACUAUGGUCAUAGAGGCACCUAAGUGUCCCCCUGGCUAAUCAAACCUCAAAAUGGACCAGUUUGAAGCCUUCCCUUCCCUUUCCAGGCUCCGUACUUCCCUGAAGAGCAGCAUUAUCCUCCCACUAUCACCCAGGCUAGAUGUUCCUAAGCCAUCUUUCACUACAUUCUUAUUUUCUUCCCUCGAAAUCUUUCACUCUGUACUUUAUAAUUCUAGCUAUUGAUAAUAACAUGUGUUAUUCUCUACUUGAGCCAAAAGAACUGAACUAUUUAUGCGGAAUGUUAAUAGUAUAUUUAAAUAUGCAUGGAUGUAUAGAGAAUUAUCAGGAAGAAUGUUCAUAAUAAAAAUUUAUGAAAGAC
Molecule: messenger RNA, 2486 nt
Organism: Manis pentadactyla (Chinese pangolin)
Lineage: Eukaryota; Metazoa; Chordata; Mammalia; Pholidota; Manidae
Product: histone H4
Exons: 2
Coding region: 35-346 (103 amino acids)
Biological process (GO): nucleosome assembly
Cellular component (GO): nucleosome
Molecular function (GO): protein heterodimerization activity; structural constituent of chromatin; DNA binding
Source: RefSeq, a predicted model, not a curated record